AUGGCGGCGCCCGUGCUCAGAGUGUCUGUGCCGCGGUGGGAGAGCGGGGCCCGGUAUGUGGUGUGCGUCCUCGGUAUCGUCCUGGCCCUGUACGCCUUCCACGUGGAGAGAGAGAAGGAGAGGGACCCCGGCUACCAGGCCAUGUGCGACAUCAGCGAGCGGGUGCGCUGCUCCAGCGUCCUCUCCUCCAGAUGGGGUCGUGGAUUUGGACUUUUGGGUUCCAUUUUUGGAAAGGACAGUGUAAUGAAUCAGCCAAACAGUGUCUUUGGACUUAUAUUUUAUUUACUACAGAUGCUUCUUGGUAUGACAGUAAGCGCUGUAGCAGCAUUAGUGCUAAUGUCCUCUUCUAUAGUAUCAGUGGUAGGGUCCCUCUACCUGGCAUACAUCCUGUACUUUGUGCUGAAGGACUUCUGUGUUAUCUGUGUCGCCACCUAUUUGCUGAACUUCAUUCUUCUUAUUAUCAACUACAAACGACUAGUUUACUUGAAUGAGGCCUGGAAACAGCAGCUGCAGGAUAAACAAGAAUAA
Staurois parvus is the source of this 528-nucleotide messenger RNA. The record is from the annotation of a GenBank genome assembly. NCBI's taxonomy places the organism in Eukaryota, Metazoa, Chordata, Amphibia, Anura, Ranidae.